GCUUGGAGAGCUGUCCAAGCGCCGCCGUGACCCUCCUGGGGCUCAAACCUAGCCCUGGUCGAACACGUCCCCUUCUCCUUCCUCUUCCUCGCCGGAGCCUAUGUGCCAGACGCCCACAUGGAAAUCUCCAUGCGCGCCCGCACCACAGCAGCACCUAACCAAAGCGCAGCGCUUUGGAGAGGCCAGCCAGCCCGCCGCAGGAGUUCCGUUGGGGGUGUCGCCUUUCGUUUUGAACCCUCUCUCGAUUUGCUCGGCCUCCUCUCUGCCCGCCCCCUCCCCGAAAGAAGACCGGGGCAGGCCCCUCGUUGAGUAGAAAGGGGGAUUUUUGGGGGGCUUUUAUUCCCCGCCCCGCAGGAGGCGGAGGAGGAGCAGCGCCGCCCUCCUUUGCGCGCCGGGGGCCUCCUCCUCUGGCGCAGCGCGGGCGGCGGAGGCGCCGACCAGGCGAGCCGGAGGGCGCUGCUUUGCAGAAGCGAGAAGCCGCCGAGGCCGCUUCCCCGCGCCGGGGAAGAACUUUCCGCCCGGCCGCCGCCGCCUCUCUCCCUCCGCCGGGGGGCGGCGAUGCGGGGCCGCCGUGCCCUUGAAUGGCGCGCCUCCGCCUCCUGCUCCUCCUCCUCCUCGGCUUCUCCCCUUCGCCCCAGCCGCGCCUGAGCGGGGCUUGAGGAGGAUGCGGCUCCUUCUGCGAGCGAGACCUUGACGGAGCUCGCCUUCCCGGCCCGCUUUCCGCCAGCAUGGGCUACACGGACCCCACUUCCAGCCGGGAUCUGCUGGGGAACCGAACUUUGCUCUUCAUCUUCAUCUGCGCCUUCGCCGUCGUCACUCUCCUGCAGCAGAUCUUGUACGGGAGAAACUAUCUCAAGAGUGGGCUGCAGUUUAGCUGGCAGAGUGGAGAGGAAAUGGCCAAUUGGACCGGCAGCCUCAAUUUCACGGAUGGCGGAGCUCUGAGGAGUGGCGGUGACACUGGCACCAGGUACUUUGAGUUUUAUGAAGGUCCUUUGGAGUACAACUCCACAAAAUGCCUGGAGCUGAGGCAGGAUAUCAUUUCGGUGAAGGUUCUCUCGAUGGUGAAGCAGACAGAGUUGUUUGAAAGGUGGAAGAACCUUCAGAUGUGCAAGUGGGAGAUGAACAUCACCGAAGCCAGACAGUUCAAGGCUACUCUGUCGAGGUGCUGCAACGCCCCAGCCUUCCUCUUCACCACCCAGAAGAACACUCCUCUGGGAACCAAACUCAAGUACGAAGUGGACACAAGCGGCAUCUUUCACAUCAAUCAAGAAAUAUUCCGAAUGUUUCCAAAGGAGAUGCCGUACUAUCGGUCCCAGUUCAAGAAGUGUGCUGUGGUUGGAAACGGAGGGAUUCUGAAGAACAGCAGAUGUGGCCGGGAGAUCGACAGUGCUGAUUUUGUGUUCCGGUGCAAUUUGCCUCCCAUUUCUGAGAAAUACGUUGUAGAUGUUGGUGUAAAGACGGACGUCGUGACGGUUAACCCCAGCAUAAUCACCGAAAGGUUCCACAAGCUGGAGAAGUGGAGGAAGCCCUUUUUCGAGGUCUUGCAGGUGUACGAAAACGCCUCGGUCCUGCUCCCGGCUUUCUACAACACCCGCAACACGGACGUCUCUACCCGGGUCCGAUACGUCCUGGACGACUUUGAGUCCCAGCAGGCCGUCUACUUCUUCCACCCGCAGUACCUGAUCAACGUCUCGCGCUACUGGCUGGCUCAAGGGGUGCGCGCCAAGCGCAUCAGCACGGGCCUGAUCCUGGUGACGGCGGCCUUGGAGCUGUGCGAGGAAGUGCACCUCUUUGGAUUCUGGGCUUUCCCCAUGAACCCCUCAGGGAUAUUUAUCACCCACCAUUACUACGACAACGUCAAACCUCGCCCGGGAUUCCACGCCAUGCCUUCAGAAAUCUUCAACUUCCUCCAUAUGCACAGCAGAGGCAUUCUGAGGGUGCACACGGAUGCCUGCACUUGCUGCUGAGGGGUCAGGACACGAGGAAGUUCAGUUCUUCUCCCGAGUCGUGUAAAGGAAAGGAAGAAAGGGAGACGACGCGUCGGCAGCCCUGGGUCUCGAGAACCAAGUUGCACAAUUGGUUUUUUUGUAAGGGGAAGAGUCUCCGCAAUGCUGCUUUGGCACCUUUCUGCAUCCGUGUCUCCUGAAAGAUUCCCCGUGGUACGGUUAUCAGCUGCCACGUUCUGAAAAAGACUUGCGGCCGUGUGGAUUGGCACAGCGCAAUCUGUGUCGGAGAGGGCGGAGUGGUGUGUUUUUUUAUAACGACGUUGAGAGAUUUAUGCAA
Molecule: messenger RNA, 2283 nt
Organism: Podarcis muralis (Common wall lizard)
Lineage: Eukaryota; Metazoa; Chordata; Lepidosauria; Squamata; Lacertidae
Gene: ST8SIA5
Product: ST8 alpha-N-acetyl-neuraminide alpha-2,8-sialyltransferase 5
Biological process (GO): N-glycan processing; oligosaccharide metabolic process
Molecular function (GO): alpha-N-acetylneuraminate alpha-2,8-sialyltransferase activity
Source: RefSeq, a predicted model, not a curated record